UGCAGUAGCAGUAGCAAUGCAACCCAACAACAGAAACAGACAUAACAAUGUGGCACUUGUCGAUGACGACGACAUGUUUGAGAAGAAAGAAUGAGUAAUUAAUUAGCUAAGAUGAAAGGAACAAAUAUAUAUAUAGCCAAAGAAUUUCAAGAAAAUCCUUUAAAGUUGUACGAAUAAUUAAUAUGAGUUGAUAUAAAUAGGCAAAGAAUUUCAGGCGAUACUUCCCAAUCCCUUUAUACUUCAAAUAUCAAAUUCUAUCCAAAUUAGGAUUCCUAUAUAUGUUGUCACGUCCACUUUUAAUAAAUUUAUAAUUUAAAUUAGGAUUUCUACUAAUAGUAAAUUUGUAGUUGCAAUCAAACUAUCAACACAAACGCCAAAAACAUCAUACACUUAGGGCACAAUACAGAGAUCCUUCUGCUAUGGCAACUGAUUCCAUAAUGUCUCUUCUUCUUCCUGAUGAACUCAUAACAGAGAUUCUCUUAAAGCUUCCUGUCAAAUCUCUGUCGAAAUUCAUGUGCGUUUCUAAAUCAUGGCUUCAACUAAUCUCUAGCCCUGAUUUCGUGAAAAACCAUAUCAAGUUAACUGCUAAUGACAAACGAUACAUCCAUCACAGGCUUAUAUUUCGAAAAACCAAUGAUGAUUUCAAGUUUUGUCCUCUCCUUCCCUUAUUUACCAAACAACAACUCAUUGAGGAGCUAUUCCACAUCAAAAGAUCCACUUUAUCAACUCACAUUGUCGGCUCCGUCAAUGGGUUGAUUUGUGUUGUCCAUGGCAAAAAAGAGGCAUAUAUAUGGAACCCCACUAUUACCAAAUCAAAGGAAUUACCCAAGUUCACAUGUAAUAUGUGCUCUGGUUCUAUCAGAUAUGGUUUCGGAUAUGAUGAGUCACGUGAUGAUUAUAAAGUCGUAUUUAUCAAUUAUCCUUAUAAUCAUUCUAGUAGUUCCGAUAUGACGACUGUGGUCAACAUAUGUAGUUUAAGGACUAAUUCUUGGACAACACUCCAUGAUCAGCUUCAGGGCAUCUUUCUAUUAAGUCAAUAUGGUAGAUUUGUCAAUGGGAAGCUUUAUUGGACUUCAUCAACUCGUAAUAAUCACUACAAGGUGUGCAACAUCACUUCUUUUGAUUUAGCAGACGGGACGUGGGGAAGCUUGGAGCUUCCCAGUUGUGGAAAAGACAAUUUUGAUAUCAAUUUGGGAGUUGUCGGAAGUGAUCUUUCUCUGCUUUAUACUUGUCGACGAGGUGCUGCUACCUCUGAUGUAUGGAUUAUGAAGCAUUCUCGAGUUAAUGUAUCUUGGACAAAAUUGUUCACCAUCAAAUAUCAUCAAAAUAUUAAGACACAUAGGUGUUUUGCACCUGUUUUCACAUUCUCUAUACAUUUUCGCCACGGUGAAAUUUUGCUUCUUCUUCACUCAGCAAUCAUAAUAUAUGAUGGUUCAACAAGACAACUAAAGCACACUUCUGAUGUUACGCAAUGUGAAGAACUCUAUGUAGAAAGCCUCGUUAAUCCCCUAACGAUAUCUGACCAGGGACGUCGUAACCAGGAAUCUCCACAAUCAUCCUGAUAAUUUGAAGUGGAAGCUAAUGUUGAACACUAAUCAAUAGUUGCUGCUGAGUUCAUGGAUCGAAAUGAUGAAGCCUUGUGAUUAUCUGUUUUCUUUCGUAUUAGACUUGUAGUUCUAUCUCGUUAUCAGAAUUACAAUCAUUUGCUAUAAACUAGA
This is a messenger RNA of Solanum pennellii, 1718 nucleotides long. RefSeq names its product F-box/kelch-repeat protein At3g23880-like. The record is from RefSeq and is a predicted model, not a curated record. The transcript has 2 exons. The coding region runs from base 420 to 1562 and encodes 380 amino acids. Gene Ontology annotation, molecular function: protein binding. NCBI's taxonomy places the organism in Eukaryota, Viridiplantae, Streptophyta, Magnoliopsida, Solanales, Solanaceae.